AUGGAAAUAUUUGAUCUCUUAGGAGAGGAUAUAAUUACAGAACAUUAGAAUGAUAAGAUCAAAUAAUUAAGAUCAGAAAAACAAUAAAUAAAGAAUGAAUUAUAUAAAUAGAAAGUAGUUUAGAAGAAGAAAGAUAAAAAAAAGAAAAUAAAGCAAUAAAAAUAUGAAAUGAUUUAAACAUUAGAAACUUAAGAAUAAAAGAAUUAAUUUGUUCAUUCAUUUAAAGGUAUAAGAAAUCAAAAGAAAGAGAAUGGAAUUAAAUCACUUUAAAGUCCAUUUAAGAUUAUUAUUGAUUGUGGUUUUGAAGAUAAUAUGUCAGAUAAAGAGUAAAGAUCACUUGCUAGAUAAUUAUCUGAAUUAUAUACAGAAAAUAGAAGAAUGGAUGUUCCUCUAAAACUCUAUGUGACUAAUAUCUAUCCAAUAUUGCAUAAAUAUUUAGAGUAAUAUAAUUAUAAAUAAUGGUAAUUAUUAUCAGAUGAGAGGUUAUUCACAGAUAUAGAAGAAUUUUAAUAAGCAAAUAUUGUUUAUUUAAGUCCUGAUGGUGAAGAAGAAUUAUAAGAGAUUAAAGAAGAUGAAGUAUAUGUUAUAGGUGGACUUGUUGAUAGGUAUUUAUUAAAUUAUAAUAUUUUUAGAGUUAUUUUAAAAAAUGCUACUUUAAAUAGAAGUAGAUAAUUAGGAGUAAGAUGUGCUAAAUUACCUAUUGGAUAAUUAAUAAAAAAGAAUUAUAAAAAAUGUUUAAAUGUUAGUACAGCUGCCUUAAUGAUAUCAGGAUGGUUAAAAUAUAAAGAUUGGAGCAAAGCUUUCGAUAGUAUAGUACCUCAAAAAUUUAAAGAAUAAGAUGAAGAACCUUAAUUGUAGUGAG
Paramecium pentaurelia is the source of this 862-nucleotide messenger RNA. The record is from the annotation of a GenBank genome assembly. NCBI's taxonomy places the organism in Eukaryota, Ciliophora, Oligohymenophorea, Peniculida, Parameciidae.